Messenger RNA from Hibiscus syriacus, 3818 nucleotides. Its product is annotated as probable serine/threonine protein kinase IRE4. The record is from RefSeq and is a predicted model, not a curated record. Gene Ontology annotation, biological process: peptidyl-serine phosphorylation; intracellular signal transduction. Gene Ontology annotation, molecular function: protein serine/threonine kinase activity; ATP binding. Lineage: Eukaryota; Viridiplantae; Streptophyta; Magnoliopsida; Malvales; Malvaceae.
GUUUUUCAAGUUUGCAAGUGCAACUAGAAGGAACAAACGCGCCGGCUACGACUCCUUUGUUUCGCCAACUGAACAAUCUCGGGAGUCCCUAUAUUUGUUUCAAUCUUUCCCUUUUCCCUUUUAUGUUUCUGAUUUUCAAAUUCCCUCUGUUAUUUUCAAAGGUUUUUUUGGAAUCGUUUUAUUUCUAUUUUCAAACUGCUUCCGUAAUCUGAACGAAGCUCGAGUGUAGGGGUUUUAGUUUUCUAAUAUUUGUUAUUGAUGGCUGAUACGAGACGAAGUGACCACGUUUUCCCGUCGGAAGUGGGGAUUCUCGGAUUGAAUCGGAUCAAGACCCCGCGAGUUAUUUUGAAGGAACAACCGAGUUCAAAACCAGGCCGGUUGAACGAGUCGAGGACUUCGAAGCCUUUUUUAAAGCUCAAACAGAAGUCAGUCGCUCAUGCACAAAGCAAAACAUCAGAACAGAAAGGGAAGAAGAUAGCACAGUGGUUUUCAUCUUAUAUUUCAAGGAAUUCCACUCAAGGCUUCAGUAGUAAUACACAUAUUGAGGAUGGUACGUCAGAAGUUAAGUCACGUGACAAAGAAGAACCUGUGAGAACUAAACCUGGAAUAGAAAAUAAGUUCAAUGGAAAGCAAUCUUCAGCAGAGAGUGCGGGCUACAGCAUAAUGUCAAAAGGUCUAAAGAGUUUUUCACAUGAAUUAGGACCUAAGGGUGGUAUCCCAUCUUCCCAUCCUCGAGCUCACAGUUACAACGAUUUAAAGGAACUAUUUGGUUCAUUACAUUCAAGAUUUGAUGCUGCUAAAGAGGUGGUAGACACAGAGCUGGCUACUUUUUCUGCAGAUGUGAUGGAUGUUCUUCAGACCAUAGACUCCUCAUCUCUGGAGGGUCGCAAAACGGCAGAGGAUCUUCUCUAUCUUGCUCAACAAUGUGUUCAAAUGACCUCUUCCGAAUUUCGUGUGAAAUGUGAAACAAUAGUUCAAGAUUUGACAGAAAAAAGACAACAAUGUCAAACAGUAUUGGUGAAGUGGCUGUGCACACGUAUGCUCUUCAUUUUGACACGCUGUACAAGGGUUUUGCAGUUCCAGAAAGAGAAAGAACCGAUUGAUGAGAAUUCUAUUAUCAAAUUUAAGAAAUGUUUAGAAAGCAUUCCUGCUGUUGAAAUGAGUUGGGCUCUCACUUCUGAUAUUGCUGAUUCUUACUCAGCUAAUGCUAUGUAUCAGGGGGUUGAUGGUGAAAAAAAAUUGCAGGGACAAAGUGAGGUGUCUCUUUUCCCCAAGCCAGCUGUACAGAAGGAUAUAACUUCAGGAAAAGAUUCCUCUAUUCCUAAGAAAAUUUCAGCUACACAGGGAUCUCAACCUGAUUUUACUUCACACGAGCGACCAUUUUGUCAAGCUGAUGGCUAUUUUGUAGGAGAUUCAGUGAAAAUUUUCUGUUGUAGUUCAUUUCAUGAGCACAACCAUAGUUUUGAUGGUUCACUUAUGGAGCCUGAACAGGCACUAGAUGGAUUUGACUCAGCGAUCUGUAGGAUAUGUGAGGAAGCUGUUCCUAUUUCUCAUUUAGAGUCUCAUUCUUAUAUAUGUGCAUAUGCAGAUAAAUGUGCACUGAAUUGCAUAGAUGUAGAUGAACGCCUUGUAAAGCUUGCAGAAAUAUUGGAACAGAUUAUAGAGUCACGGAAUUUGAAUUCCAUUGGGAGCCCUGAGAAUUCAAGGAUGCAAAAUUUGAGCUCUGCAGUGACAUCUGAAGGUUAUUCUCCCAAGAUAAGUGAGUGGCGAAACAAGGGCGUUGAAGGAAUGUUUGAGGACAUACAUGAGAUGGACACUGCCAGUAUUGAGGAUUCUCAUUUGGUCUCUAUUGACUUUAAGGGUCAUCUGGGCAUGAGGCUUGGAAACUAUGGAGCAUCUUCCUCAACUGGGAGCAUGACAUCACUAUCAUCUAACAAUACUCCAAGAGGAAGUCACUUCGAUUCUUUCUGGUUGGAACGUAACAAUCCGUCUGAGCUAGAAGAUGUACAACAGAUGGUUGACCUUUCAGAUAUAGCCCGUUGUGUAGCAGGCACAGACUUGUCCAAAGAAGGGUCUCAUGAGUUCUUGCUUGCUUGCAUGCAAGAUUUGCAAGAUAUUUUACGGCAUAGUAAGCUUAAAGCUCUUGUAAUAGAUACUUUUGGAGGCCAGAUAGAGACCCUUCUGAGAGAAAAAUAUAUACUUGCAUGUGAAGCAGCAGAUAUAAAAAGUCCAACGAAGUGCUGUGAACAAAGAGAAAAUUCUAGACUUCUCUCAGAGAAUGCAUCUCAAAGUAGUACAGUGUCAACUCCUUUAAAUAUGUCUCACAAAGAGAGAACGAAAAUAGAUGAUUUUGAGAUCAUCAAACCCAUUAGCAGAGGUGCCUUUGGCAAAGUCUUUCUUGCACGCAAAAGGACAACGGGCGACCUAUUUGCAAUAAAGGUUCUCAAGAAAUUGGAUAUGAUACGUAAAAAUGAUAUUGAGCGUAUAUUAGCUGAACGAAAUAUACUAAUAGCAGUUCGAAACCCUUUUGUGGUUCGAUUUUUUUAUUCAUUCACCUGUAGAGAUAACCUCUAUUUGGUUAUGGAGUAUCUCAAUGGUGGUGAUCUAUACUCUUUACUCAGAAAAGUUGGAUGCCUUGACGAAGAAGUAGCUCGUACAUAUAUUGCAGAGCUGGUUCUUGCUUUAGAGUAUCUCCAUUCCCUUGGAAUUGUGCAUCGUGACUUGAAACCAGACAACAUAUUGAUUGCACACAAUGGUCACAUUAAGCUUACAGACUUUGGACUAUCAAAAAUUGGUCUCAUAAACAACACAAUUGAUUUAUCUGGUCCUGAAACAAAUGGAACCACUUCAUUAGAUGCUUGUAAUCUACAUAAGCAACAAUUGGAGGAUAGAAGUCGACACUCAGCUGUUGGGACACCUGACUACCUGGCUCCUGAAAUUCUUCUUGGCACUGAACAUGGUUAUGCUGCAGACUGGUGGUCAGUAGGGAUAAUCUUGUUUGAGUUGAUUACAGGAAUUCCACCUUUCACUGCUGAACGCCCUGAGAUAAUUUUUGACAACAUUCUGAACAGAAAAAUUCCAUGGCCAUCUGUUCCUAGUGAGAUGUCCUAUGAGGCUCAAGAUCUAAUUAAAAGGUUUCUUAUACAAGACCCCAAUCAGCGGUUAGGAGCAAAUGGAGCAACUGAGGUUAAAUUGCAUGCAUUUUUCGAUGGAGUUAACUGGGAUAAUCUUGCAUUGCAAAAGGCUGCCUUUGUACCACACCCUGACAGUGCAGAUGACACAAGCUAUUUUACAUCACGUUUUAGUCGAAUUUCGAGUGGAAUCCCAGAUGAGAAUGAAUGUAAUACUGAUAAUGGGACUUGUGACUCGGGAUCAGAUUCUGGACCCGAGAUGGAUGAAUUUGGUGACUUGGCGGAGUUUGAUCCCUCUCCUCUUAAUCUCUCGUUAAUAAAUUUCUCUUUUAAGAACUUGUCACAACUUGCAUCAAUAAAUCACGAUGUACUCGUACAAUCUGGGAAGGAUUCAGCCAAGUGCUCCCCAUCCAGAAGUUUAGGGCCAUAAUCUCAAUUCAUGGUUGAUUCAGGUACCAAAGGUAUCUUUCAUAAAUCCAUGUCUUUAAAGGUUUUUUCUUCUUCUUUAAUCAAAAUGAUGAAUGAAAGAAAGAAGGUUCAAAAGAUUGUAAUUAAGUAGGAGUUCCAUAGGAAGCUUUUAGAGUAGGUAAAAUUAAACGAGGACAAAAUUUACAUAAAGAUGAAGAGAAUCACCUUACCAUCAUUUCUACGAGCAGUGGUUUCAAUUUGUUGAUAAAUCUGGCGAUU